UUUUGGUAGCAGUUUCAAUAGUGAAGCAAGAGAGCGACUGCGUUAUUAUCGUACCCGAUAACCUAUCGUAUAUUUGUAUAUCUUAUGCGUAAACAAGUAUUUAUAUAUCUUGUUUUAUGUGUUUUAAUAGAUUCACCAAUGGAGAAGCUCCGCUCUCCUGCCAAGAAGCGGACCAAAGCUAUGCACCCACGAGUUUCUGUUAGUGAUAAAGGGAAGUCUAAAACUAGCAUGGUUGCUACUUUUAGUGGGUCAUCUUCCGUGGGUGCGAAGAGGAAUUUGAAUAAGGAUAUGUUCCAGUUUGUUCCCAGAAAUCCAUCAAUUAAUCUUGUUGACUUGACAAAUUCAAACGAACGUAGUUGCUCCACUGAUGUGAUAAAACCACCUGUUAUGAAGGUGAACUCCCGAAGGAACAAUAAAGGUCCAAAAUUCAAUACAAGAACCACUCCAGCUGCUUUUCAUGAUUCACUACGCAAGUUAAACGAAGCUCAAAAGAAUGCUGUUAGAGAGAUUGGCUUCGGAAGGAUAUUGGACUUGAAAUUGAAGGAUCUGCCUCGUCAUUUAGCUUAUUGGAUACUAAAUAAGUUCAAUUCUUAGACUUGUGAGCUUGAAAUCGAUCCUAGAAGGCGUGUUAGAAUCACUACUAACGAUGUGUACCGAGUAUUCAGAUUUCCUAGCGGUAAACAAACUAUAAAGAUUUUUGGGAAACAAGCUAAU
This is a messenger RNA of Salvia miltiorrhiza (redroot sage), 714 nucleotides long. RefSeq lists its product as uncharacterized. Bases 85 to 594 code for a protein of 169 amino acids. The record is from RefSeq and is a predicted model, not a curated record. Lineage: Eukaryota; Viridiplantae; Streptophyta; Magnoliopsida; Lamiales; Lamiaceae. The transcript has 3 exons.